AAGUAUAACCAAAAUGCAGCAUCUACAACAUAUCAGUCAUGACUACCAGGCUAAGCUGCUUAUGAGCGGACCUUCAGAAAAUUGUAAAACCAAUCCCACGCCCCUUGGUCGUCCACACUCCCUGGAGGAUAACCUGUUCCUUUCCCCUGCUCUACCUGUCUUCCACCCUUAAUCCCCCCCACCCCCCGGACUUAAAAGAAAACGUACAGCUGGGACAUAUAAACGAUGGCGGUUUGGAGAGUGAAGUUCACAAAAACUAAGAGGGACAAGCUAGCGCAGGUUCUUUGGAUCCUGAACUGGUUCUCUGUAUUAACGGGGGCAAUCCUCUUCAGCUUGGGGAUCUUCCUAAAGGUGGAGCUCAACAAGCAAGAAGAGAUGAUGGCUGAUAGGGACAUUCAUUACGUGCCCAACAUGCUGAUUGCUGUGGGCCUCAUCGCCUGUGCCAUAAACUUUCUGGGAGGGAAGAUCUGCUACGACUGCGUGGACACCAACAAGUUCCUGCGCUGGAAGCUGAUUAUGUUGCCCUACAUCAUCUUCACCUUCUUCUUCACUUUCUGCGUGCUGGUGGGGGCUCUGAUGUGUUACACCAUGCGUGGGGAGCUGGAGGAAUCAUUGAACCUGGGGCUGACACAGGCCAUGAAGUUCUAUAAGGACACAGACACCCCGGGACGAUGCUUCCUGAAGCGUACAGUGGAUAUACUGCAGAUAGAGUUCCAGUGCUGUGGGAACAAUGGAUAUAAAGACUGGUUUCAAAUCCAGUGGAUCAGCAACCGAUACCUGGAUAUGACCCACAAAGACGUGGCGGACCGGUUAAGAAGUAAUGUGGAGGGAAAGUACCUGAUGGAUGGAGUCCCCUUCAGCUGCUGUAACAUUGACUCCCCCCGGCCCUGCAUCCAGCAGCAGAUCACCAACAACUCGGCUCAUUUUAACUACGAGCACCAGACGGAGGAGCUCAACCUGAGGAUGAAGGGCUGCCGACAGGCGCUGCUGGACUACUUCACCCACAUCAUGCAGUCCAUUGGCCUCACCGUCCUCAUCAUCUGGCUGUUUGAGCUGUCAGUGUUGACGGGGGUUCGUUUCCUCCAAACCUCUCUGGAAAAUGUGCUGAAACAGGGGGACCCCGAUUCUGAAUCUGACGGCUGGCUGCUAGAAAACAGCUUUAUGGAGACGGCCCGCACCAACCUGAACAUCAUCAAGAGCCUCGGCAAGAGCAACCAGAUAGACGAAGGAAACAAUGGAGACCCCAACAUCAACGUCCCCUCAACCUCUAUAGCAAACUACGGGCCAGAUAAUGUACCGCCGAAGGAAGCACCUGAAGCCAGUUGAUUGUUGUCAGGCCUCAGUGGAAAACAUCCCUGAAGGCCUUCAUCCAAACUCUUACUAGAGUUUUACAGUUUCAAUGUACAGAUUUUUUUGGUGUAAAUCAGGAAAUAUAAACGAGAAAGAUACCUAUAUAAAACCAAAUAUAUGAUCUAUUUCCUUGAAUGACAGUGAACAUCUUUUCCAAAAUAAGGAUACAUUUUUUCUGUUUACAACCACUUUUCUAACCUGUUACAAUCAGCAUGACAUCAACCCUAAAUAACCAUGACUGCAAAAAACUAUUUUGUACAAUUGUACAAAUCUGUACUGUAAUCUGUUGUUUACAAAUCAUAUCUUGUUGCCUGAGUAUCUUGUUGUUUCCCAACAAAGAUCUUCUAAACACACUUUGGCUCCAGCUCCUGAGUCGAAAUGACCUCUACAGAAAAUGCAGUAAAAAGAGAUUUAAAUGAUUAUAACAACAAUAAGUAGUUCAUAGAUGUGAGGGUGAUUCAGCCCUAAUUUAAAUAACUCUUGCAGUACAAACCCUGGCAGAUCAUGAUGAGGAAUUUGACAUCAGUGUUGUGUUACAAAUAGUGUUUUUUGUAACUUUUCUGUUGCUUUCAGCCUGACUAGCAGAAGUAUCUAUGGUAGCAUAACAACAGGAUACAUAUAUUCUAUGAUUGCUCUCAA
This is a messenger RNA of Labrus mixtus (cuckoo wrasse), 1989 nucleotides long. RefSeq names its product photoreceptor outer segment membrane glycoprotein 2-like. Bases 226 to 1326 code for a protein of 366 amino acids. The record is from RefSeq and is a predicted model, not a curated record. Gene Ontology annotation, biological process: visual perception. NCBI's taxonomy places the organism in Eukaryota, Metazoa, Chordata, Actinopteri, Labriformes, Labridae. The transcript is spliced from 3 exons. Gene Ontology annotation, cellular component: membrane.